This is a messenger RNA of Limulus polyphemus (Atlantic horseshoe crab), 2200 nucleotides long. Its product is annotated as TWiK family of potassium channels protein 7-like. Gene Ontology annotation, cellular component: membrane. Lineage: Eukaryota; Metazoa; Arthropoda; Merostomata; Xiphosura; Limulidae. The coding region runs from base 614 to 1765 and encodes 383 amino acids. The transcript has 2 exons. Gene Ontology annotation, biological process: stabilization of membrane potential; potassium ion transmembrane transport. The record is from RefSeq and is a predicted model, not a curated record. Gene Ontology annotation, molecular function: potassium ion leak channel activity.
GAUCUUUUGAUAGUUAUACUGAAAAUGUACAACAAGCUGCGUUCAAACUCUACUUUUUUGUUCAAACUCUGUCGUCAUAGUUUGAGAGUAUAGAAACAGUUAAUAAUAUAAUGGCUCGUUUGUUCUACCAACGAAUUUAUUAAGUGUAUUUGAAAGUAAAAAAGAUGGAUUUAGUUAAAUUUCAAAGGUACGGAUUGCUUUUCUCGAAAUAAGGACUGUGUCCAAAGCGGUAACUUUAAUUAAAAUCAUGAGAGAGAUCAUCUUGUAGUUAAGAAAACACAACCAUCGUGUUUUCUGUUUUGCUUUUUUUUUUGUAGACUUACCAUUUAAGGUACCUAUGAUUUAAGUUUUAUGAAAGUUUUAACACAGAAUGUUCAGAAUGGGGAAAAGGUUCUACGUUGGCCGCUAGCUCAUACGUUCUCUUGGUCUCUGCUGGUAACGCACAUUCUCGAUGAAGUAUCACUCCAGCAGUAGAAAAUAAUCUCUAACCUAGAUGCUGUCAUCAUUAGCCUAGCUUAACCUGAGCCUAUAGAAACAGUGGGUAUAAAGCCGAGCCUGGCUACCUGUGAAGGUUUGCCUGGCUCGGCCAUUGGUCACUCGGUUGCAGAAGACUAUGGCUCUAGAACGGAAACGUCCUUCUGGACGCAGUGGUUCCCGUUUUGCCGAAAAGACUCCCGCGAACAAAUGCAAGGCGUUCUGUCGCAAGUUCACAGCUUUCACGUUCUCCCACGUCGGUUUGUGCGGACUGGUGGUUGGAUACAGCAUCAUGGGUGCUUUCGCUUUCCGGGCGCUCGAGGCUCCCUACGAGGAGGAGAAGGCUGGAGAGGUCAUAGAUAUGAGGCAGAAAACGGUGAAGCGUCUGUGGGACAUCACAUACGACUUAAACGUGCUGUAUAAGGACAACUGGACUCGUCUUGUAACGGCAGAAAUAAAACGGUUUCAGGCAGACUUAAUAGAAGCUGUUAAAGACGGGUACGACGGCAAAGAAUUGGGAGAGGUCCAACAGUGGUCUUUUUCCGGAGCGUUUCUCUACUCUCUCACCGUCAUUACCACAAUAGGUUAUGGAAAUAUAGCACCAAGAACAGACUGGGGAAAGCUCGUGACCAUAGUAUACGCCAUUAUUGGCAUCCCACUGAUGUUGCUAUAUCUGACCAACAUAGGUGAUAUCCUCGCCAAGUCUUUCAGGUAUGUCUACAGGCGGAUGUGCACCUGUAAAUCCAGUGAGCACUAUACAAAAGGAAGAAACGUGGAAAAUUAUCGAGUCAAGCACAUCGUGGCACACAAUGUCUCUGGAAGACAGAAAGCUUUAGAACAUGGUGUCCAAGACGAAAUUAUCGUCAGUCCUGGAGACGAAGUUAGAAUUGAAGCCAUUCCUAAUAACGAACUACACGAAGAUCUAGACUUCCAGAAACCAGGAGUGACUGUUCCCAUCACGCUCUGUCUGCUGAUUCUAGUGGGCUACAUUUCAGGAGGGGCAAUAAUCUUCUCUCUGUGGGAGGGGUGGGGAUUUCUAGAUGGCUCGUACUUCUGUUUUGUUACGCUCAGCACCAUCGGGUUUGGUGACUUGGUGCCUGGAGACUCCGUGGUUAGUGAUCAAGGAUCGCAGGAGAAACUGGUUAUCUGUUCACUUUACUUGUUGAUCGGCAUGGCUUUGAUCGCCAUGUGCUUUAACUUAAUGCAAGAAGAAGUAAUACAAAAACUACGGAGUUGUGGCAGGAAUAUUGGAAUCAUUAAAGACGUCGACGAUGAAGCUGACAUUGCGUGAUAACGAAUGUAAAUCACAUUCGAAACGAAAGUAAUAGCAGAAAAAAAUUAUUUAUGAAAUUGAAGUUUGAGGGGAUUGAAUGACCAAGUAUUAAAUUCAUCGGUUUUUUGAAAGACCAAUGAAAGUUUUCUAUACAGUAAUGUGACAAUAGUAACAUUAACUUAUUGCAUGCUUUAUGGAAACUCUCGUGGGCUUUCUAAAUUGCAUGAUAACUGAUAUUGUUUGGUCAUAAGGUGAUCAUCGUCCGCCAUUCAGGUUAGGCCUACAUUCGGCAUGUUUAACCUAUAGAAAAACAGGAUUACCUUUGUUCUAACACCCGUAUUACUCUGUCCUCAGUUCUCCAACUACAUGGAGAAAAUACUAUUUAUACAAAAAUCUUCAAAUAUUUGGCCUCUCGGUGGUGCCGUCUCGUGUUUCCUUCUAGUUCUUUGUAAC